Molecule: messenger RNA, 4447 nt
Organism: Oncorhynchus masou masou (cherry salmon)
Lineage: Eukaryota; Metazoa; Chordata; Actinopteri; Salmoniformes; Salmonidae
Gene: vrk1
Product: VRK serine/threonine kinase 1
Exons: 13
Coding region: 76-1428 (450 amino acids)
Biological process (GO): signal transduction; peptidyl-serine phosphorylation
Cellular component (GO): cytoplasm; nucleus
Molecular function (GO): protein serine/threonine kinase activity; ATP binding
Source: RefSeq, a predicted model, not a curated record
UUCCGGUUGGACUGCAGUGCGGGAAUUUUUGAGAAGCAUCGAGGAUAGCUUGGAAAUAAAAACAAAGUCAACGAGAUGCCCCCUAAAGCCAAGGCAGCAAGGAAGGGCAGAGGACCAGAAAAGAGAAAGCUUGCUGAGGAGUUCCCCCCUGGAGAAGUACUUACAGAUACUGGCAAGAAGUCCUGGAAACUGGGAGCCCCCAUUGGACAGGGUGGCUUCGGACUGCUCUAUCUGGCCGAUGAGAAUUCAUCUAAAACGAUUGGUGCUGGUGCCCCAUAUGUCAUCAAAGUGGAGCCCAGUGACAACGGACCACUGUUCUCAGAGCUCAAGUUCUACAUGCGAGCUGCCAAGCCGGAUCAAAUUCAGAGCUGGAUGAAGUCUCACAAGACAAAGUAUUUGGGAGUGCCAAAGUACUGGGGGUCUGGACUGCAUGAGAAAGGAGGGAACAGGUACAGGUUCAUGGUGAUGGACCGGUUUGGGACGGACCUGCAGAAGAAGUUUGAGGAGAGUGGGAGGAGGUUCCCCCGAAAACUGGUCCUGCAGCUCGGACUGAGACUCCUUGACAUUCUGGAGUACAUCCAUGAGCAUGAGUAUGUCCACGCUGACAUCAAAGCAUCCAACCUCCUCCUCAGCCACAACAACCCCAAUCAGGUUUAUUUAGUAGAUUAUGGGCUGGCCUAUAGGUACUCUCCUGAAGGCAUACUGAAGGAGUACAAGGAGGACCCUAAGAGGUGCCACGACGGGACCAUCGAGUUCACCAGCAUCGACGCACACAAAGGAGUUUCUCCUUGUAGAAGGAGUGAUCUGGAGAUCCUGGGGUACUGUAUGGUCCAGUGGCUCUGUAGUAAAUUGCCCUGGGAAGACAAGCUGCAAGACUCCCUCUACGUCAGAGACUCAAAACUACGAUGCAGAGAUAACGUCUCAGACUUCAUGUCUCAAUGUUUCUCCUCACAAGACAAGCCAGACGAACUUCAGAAGUUUAUGGAGGAGGUGAAGACUCUAAGCUACACAGACAAGCCGGCCUAUCAGAAGCUCCGGUCCAUUCUGGAGGCGGGGCUUAAGUCAAUCGGUGCCAAAGAUGACGACAAGCUGGAGUUCUUCUCAUCGGUCAACGGAAUCGGGCCAUUGUCCUCUGUCGAGAAGACUCCCAAAAGAAAGAGAGCGGUAGAUUAUAAAGGGGAGGCUAAUGACGAGACCGACAGCACUCCCGCCAAGAAAAGAAAAGCUGAAAAGAAAGAGGUGAAUGGAGUGAAAAGGGUAGUCAUCCCCAAGAAGAAAGCAACCCUUAAAAAGACUGCUGCUAGCCCCAAGAAGAAGGCUGCUAGCCCCAAGAAGAUACUGGUGGAGAUGGCUACUCAGACUACUCCUGGCCUGAAGAGAGGCAGAGGUAGACCCAAGAAAAAGGCAGACCCAUUAGAAUCAGAAUGAGUUGUACUUCUCAUUCUGUGUUCCAGCCACCCUUUAAUUUGAACUAUUUUGCAGAUAUGACACAAACAAUCAUAAUAUCAGUCAAAAAAAUGUCAAAUUCCCAGUUUACGCUACAAAAUCAACUUUGUAACGGUUUUAAAUAUAGCUUCUAUUUGACUAAACAGUCUAUGAUGUAGACUAAGGCAAUGUUGGCAGAAUAGAUGGAUACAGUUCAAUGCAUGAUUGAUUUAAUUCACCAAUACAUUUCUUGUUAGUCCCAAAAAUAUUGCUAUCAGGUUGUAAAUCACAGCUGGCCUGGUACAUUGUUUGCUGCCUGCAUUCAGGAUGCACCGUUUUAGUCUCAAUGACUCAAUAUUUUGGACCAAAACGCAUGAAAUGUAACUAAGGAUAGGCCUAUCAAUACAAUCGAACUAGCAAGAGCAAUGAUCACAAGUCAGUCAUAACGUGGCUAAUAGGCUAGCUUUUCUACUCAUGUGUCAAGCUAAAAAUGCGGAGCCUAACGCUAGCAGGAUGUCAUGCCCUUGGAGGAGUGGUUGAGUGACUGACUUAUUCCCCCCUCACGGUGUAGCCUAGUGGUUAGAGCGUUGGACUAGUAACCGAAAGGUUGCUAGUUCAAAUCCCCGAGCUGACAAGGUACAAAAUCUGUCGUUCUGCCCCUGAACAGGCAGUUAACCAGCUGUUCCUAGGCCGUCAUUGAAAAUAAGAAUUUGUUCCUGACUUGCCUAGUAAAAUAAAGGUAAAAAAAUAUAUAUAUAUAUUGUUUUUCGGUGGCUAUACACAUCUAGAGAUGCAGGUGUCAUUCGGUUAGCUAGCAAGAACUUGAACGACUGUUAUUCAGUUAGCAUAUCUCUUGCGUUUGCAAAUUCACUCUGGCUAUCUACUCCAAUUUCAGUGCACUCUUGUCUGAGUGUGCCAGAACCCAGAAUAACGGAUGAAUUUACACUUGCGGAAUAUGACCAGUGUCAGUAAACAUAUGCAAAGAAGGUAAUUGUUCAUCACAAACACUUUGGUUAGCAUGUGAACAGCCUAACCAGCUCUGCUACGCUGAGUGAAAUGGUCAGUGAGGUGUUCUCUCAUUUGUGUCUGGAAGUAGCUAGCUAGCAAGCUAGCCAACUUCAGCCGGUUAGCUUGGGUGCUUUGUUGGGACAAGCAUGUAUUGGCAGGCAAGCUGUAGAAUGACAAGUAGGCUACAAUUCCCCAUUGUUUAUGAGUGCAAUUUUGACAGCCAACUAGCUGAACAAGUUUGAGAGGGUCUACAGUUGUCUGAAGUUUACAUACACCUUAGCCAAAUGCAUUUAAACUCAGUUUUUCACAAUUCUUGACAUUUAAUCCUAGUAAAAAUUCCCUGUCUUUGGUCAGUUAGGAUCACCACUUUAUUUUAAGAAUGUGAAAUGUCAGAAUAAUACCAGAGUAUUUCUAGGACAUUUCUCUAAAAAGUACGAUCUUUGUCCCCAUGUGCAGUUGUAAAUCGUAGUCUGGCAUUUUUCUGCUGGUUUUUGAGCAGUGGCUUUUUCUUGCUUUGUGGCCUUUCAGGUUAUGUCGAUAUUGGACUUGUUUUUCUGUGGAUAUAGAUACUUUUGUACCUGUUUCCUCCAGCAUCUUCACAGGGUCAUUUUCUGUUCUGGGAUUGAUUUGAACUUUUCACACCAAAGUACGUUCAUCUCAAGGAGACGGAACGCGUCUCCUUCCUGAGCGGUAUGACGGCUGCGUGGUCUCAUGGUGUUUAUACUUGGGUACUAUUGUUUGUACAGAUGAACAUGGUACCUUCAGGCGUUUGGAACUUGCUCCCAAGGAUGAACCAGACUUGUGGAGGUUUACACAUUUUUUUUUCUGAGGUCUUAUCUGUUUUCUUUUGAUUUUCCCAUGAUGUCAAAAGUUUGAAGGUAGGCCUUGAAAUACAUCCACAGGUACACCCACAAUUGACUCAAAUGAUGUCAAUUAGCCUAUCAGAAGCUUCUAUAGCCAUGACAUCAUUUUCUGGAAUUUUCCAAGCUGUUUAAAGGCAGUCAACUUAGUGUAUGUAAACUUCUGACCCACUGGAAUUGUGAAACAGUGAAUUAUACGUGAAAUAAUCUGUCUGUAAACAAUUGUUGGACUGGUCUUGUCAUGCACAAAGUAGAUGUCCUAACCGACUUGCCAAAACUAUAGUUUAACAAGAAAUGUGUGGAGUGGUUGAAAAACGAGUGUUAAUGAUUCCAACCUAAGUGUAUGUAAACUUCUGACUUCAACUGUAUCUAUUGCCCCUUUUGUUAGAUUUUAGCUCAUCUUGCUCAGCCGAGCAUUAGUUGUUCUUGUUGAAUUGCAUAACUGAGGGAGAGAGAGCCCACCUCUCAAUGGUUGUAAAGUUCCCAAAUGUAAGAGGACUGUGGUGUUUAAGUAUUUGCAGAAAUCCAUGCAGGUAUAUUUUUGUUGCUUUUAUCGAAUGUGCUCAAAUGAUCUAAACGUUGAGCUGUUGUAGCUGCCUGUAAACACACAGUCCAGUUCAAAGUGAAUGCUGACAGGCCUGUCCAGCAAAUGGCUUGUUUGUAUUAAAGCCCUACUGUAGCUCCGAUUGCCUACAGCACACCAGUCUGUGUCGACUCCGGUCUUGGACAAGACAGAUGUUUUUAUUAGGUUUUAUUUACUGCGGUGUCUAUUACUUGUCCAAACUCACUGCCAAUUUCUCACUCUAUAUUGCUGUAGAAAUUUCACAACCACCUUAGUAUAUGUAAAUUCCAAACAUUCUAAGAAUUUAUGGGGAAAAAAAUGUGAAAACGACAUUAUCUAAGUGCUUGUCAGAAUGUUUUAUUUUUUUAAGUGUCAUUCUUCCUGGGGGUGCAUAUGAACACAUUUUAAUACGAUUUCAUAUUUCUAAAAUGCUGUCAGUUCCACUUUAAGAGAUACUCCUUUUUUUUCUUAUUUUUUAAAAAGUUUGUACAGUAUCGUUUAUCUCUUCUGCACGGCAUAUUUUUUUAAGUAUUUCAUUUUGUUAACACGCAUGGCCUUCUGUAAGUUGGAUAAUAAAAUAAUAAUAAUGUGA